AUGGAUGGUCUGACGCCUCGCCCGUUCAAAUGUACAUCGUGCGAUAGAGCAUUUACUCGUCAGACCACAAGGGACGCAACCGGAAUUUCCCUUGUGACCAAUGUGAAGCUAGGUUUGCUCGGAGAUAGUGACCUGAGAAAGAGGCACGUCGAGAACUGUCAUGUCUCCUCCAAAGUUCCCGCUGCUGCAGUGCCGGCGGUGGCACCUACCAUGGUUCUACCCAAUGCAAACAGCGAAGCUUGGUUCGACUUACUGGCUGCGUCUGCGGGGCCGGCUGAUAUCCUAGGCGGCCCGUACGAGUCAAUGCAACAAACCGUUCCCGUUCCGACUCCUGGAGAGCAGCGGCCCGGCACUUUCAUUCUAAGCGACCCAUGCAUUGAUGCCUUUCUCACUGGGUUUCUUCCCAAUUUUCCUCUUCUUCACGAGGGCUCCUUUCAUGUCGUGUCGGCGCAGGUGCCUUUGUUGAACGUCAUACGCUGCAUUGGGAGUCUGUACUGUCAAACGGCGGAACACGACGAGUCAUGGCGGAAAGCUACGUUCCAGUCAACCCUGCAGUCUUUACGAAAUUAUGUUGAACAAAACCGGUCCCGGCACCAAGAAACAUGGGUGCUCCAGACAUUCCUCCUGCUCGAGUAUUUGGGACUCUACGGAGGUGAUGAUUGGCACUUCCUCCAGGCACAGCGCAUCCAUCGCGAUCUGGUGGAUGCUAUUCGUAUGCUGCAGAUGACCCACACGGGAUCUGACGAGAUGAACGACGCCGGCUCGGCCAUGGAUGCAUCUAUCGGCGACGAAGACUGGGAAGUAAACGACGCGGACUCGUUGGAGGCGAGGUGGCAAGAAUUCGUUAAGUACGAGUCAAGGAAAAGAUGCAUAUACAUCCUCUACCUCCUCGACUCCCAACUCUCCAUCCUCUGCAACGUCCGGCCCAUGCUCUCCUCUCUCGAAAUUAAGCACGACCUCCCCUGCUGCGAGGACGUCUGGCUCGCUAAAUCAGCCGAAGAGUGGUCCACCUGCCAAAAGCGGCAAUUUCGCUCCUUCGACGACCACGACGACCAAGCGUACAGCUACGAGACCCCUCCAUCACAAGGCCUAUUCUACGAAGCCUCGCAGACACUCCUCCAACAACCGCAGCAGUCCGAAAAGGGGGAGCAGCAGCAGCCACAAAAGCAAAAACAGCCCCGCAAACUGCGCCUCCUUUGGGCAUCCCCUUUCGCUGCUGUUAUACUUGUUAUGCAGCUACAGAUGAUGGCCCGGGAACUAACGCACGCGAGUUGUCUCCUGGAGCGGCCCAAGGCGCAAAGGAGGAGUCUUUCGGUGCUGACAGACAAGCAGCAUGCGCAAAUCUCGCAGGCGCUGAGGGCUAUUGCGGAGCUGGUGCCGCGGAACCAAAAGCCGGUAUUUAGCUUGUUUGACUUCCAUCGCAUGGAUGCGUUUCCUGAUUCGGGGAGCAGCGCACCGCUGUGGCAUUCGUUUUGGUUGUUGUGGUAUUAUACUUCGAUUACGUUAUCGCACCCGGACUCGUUGUUGGUUAGUGGGAUUGUUGAGUCGAAUUUGCCGUUGGCGAUUGCAACGGCCGGACAUCUAGCCACACCAAGAAGCAAGGAGAAAAGAGAUAUUUACGAAGACAGGGAUGUAUUCCGCAUUCUCAACGACCUCGAACUCGCCCUCGAAAUCCUCAACCCCACCAAAUCUACCACACACCCCAGUCUCGAGAGCCCCUUCACCAGCCUUCUCGGCUUCAAAAUCUGCCUCGUGGGCUGGCGCCUCGUGCGGCUGACCAUGAUCGAAGCGUGCAGCAGCUCCAGUCACAACACCAAACACAGAAGCGCGCGCUCCCGGCCAUGCGCGUUUGUGUUGGACGCCAUAAUGUCCGGUAUAGGCAACCAGCUUGACAGUGAGAUGCAGCCGCCGCGGGAAAUAGCGAGAAGCGAGGUCGGGUUUUUGGAAUGGGUUGUUGCUACGCUCAAGACGAGGACGACGUGGCCUGUGGGAAAGUGGGUGGCCGCGGUUAUGGAGGAGAAUGUGCAGAAGGCAGUGGAGGCGUAUGGGGUUUCGGGUUUGGAUAAGUGA
Molecule: messenger RNA, 2070 nt
Organism: Pseudomassariella vexata
Lineage: Eukaryota; Fungi; Ascomycota; Sordariomycetes; Amphisphaeriales; Pseudomassariaceae
Product: fungal-specific transcription factor domain-containing protein
Exons: 8
Coding region: 1-2070 (689 amino acids)
Biological process (GO): regulation of transcription by RNA polymerase II; DNA-templated transcription
Cellular component (GO): chromatin
Molecular function (GO): zinc ion binding; DNA-binding transcription factor activity, RNA polymerase II-specific; RNA polymerase II cis-regulatory region sequence-specific DNA binding
Source: RefSeq, a predicted model, not a curated record